This is a messenger RNA of Funneliformis geosporum, 1272 nucleotides long. The record is from the annotation of a GenBank genome assembly. Lineage: Eukaryota; Fungi; Glomeromycota; Glomeromycetes; Glomerales; Glomeraceae.
AUGUCAAAAAAAGCUCAUGUAAUUUCCGAAAAGAAUGAUGAUAGUUCGUCUUCAGAUUCUAUUUAUCCAAGUUCUGAAGAUGAAGCUAGUUCAACUGAGAUUGAAAAUUUUAUAUUGGAAAGCAAUAUAAAAGCAGAUAAUUCUCGUUCUUCCCGUAAUAAAAAGUAUGAAAAAUGGAUGAAUUUUGUCUUGAAUGCAAAGAAAGCUAUGUUAUCUUCUGAAUGGUCGAACCUGUUAGCAGCGAUUCAAAAACUUGAGAAAGCAUUCAAGUCAAAUAAUACUAAUCCACUGGGUUUAUUCACUCCAAUACUUGCGCGUUUUCUCCUUGAACUUGAUGAAUUUUUUAAAAAACACCCUGUUGAUAAAAAAUACAGAAAAAACUUGAAAUCUGGAGAAGCAAAAGCAUGUAAUGCAGUUCAACAAAGAUCUCAACAAUUAAUAAGGUUAUUUAACUCUAUCAUUUUAGAAUAUCUAAAAAAUCCUCCGCCCAUCAAAAUUUCAUCUUCUAAUGUUAGGGUUGUAGAUGUUGUAGAAAAAUUUUUAACGAUUCCACCACACUAUUACCUUUCAUUAAGAAAUCUAAACCUUCAUGAAUACUUUUUGACUAUUUUGGAUCUGUCGAGGAAUAGGUUACGAGAUUUUCCUUAUGAGAUCCUUCAUUUUCGACAUUUAAAAGUUCUCUGUAUUUCUCACAACCUCUUUCAAUAUUUUCCACCAUAUAUCACAAAGAUAGCUCGAAACACUGUAAUUUUGGGAGUUAAAUCCAAUCCUCUUUUGAAAACAAACGUUCACAAAUUCCAAAAUGUUAAUAAUAUAAAUCGUGAAGAUGUACCUCGGUUAAUGGAUAUUUGUGCACAAGCAAUUAUUCUUAAAAAAAUUCCUCUUAAACGAAGAAAAUUAAAAGUUUUCACAAAUAUUCAACAACAAAUUGUUCCAGAUAUAAUUAUCAAUUUUAUUCAACAAGGUUUUUUAUGUGAAUCUUGUCGUUUAUUCAUUUCACCUUCCUCUUCAUUAUUUUUACAACCUAUAAUUGAAUACAUGAAAUAUACUUGGAAAUUGGAUAAAAUUAUAGAUGAUCAACAAAUAAGCACCACUUCUUAUCAAGAUUUGCCAACAUUUACUAAUAUUCCACUAUUCAGAAGAUUUUGUGUUCAAUGUUGGCAAAUACAUAAUGAAAGGGAAAAUUCAAAAUGUAUUUGUGUUACAUGUAAAGUUGAAAGAGCGACAGAUAAGAAUGACAUUACAUGGAUCAGAUUAAAUAAUUAUUAUUAA